Molecule: messenger RNA, 2203 nt
Organism: Oryza brachyantha (malo sina)
Lineage: Eukaryota; Viridiplantae; Streptophyta; Magnoliopsida; Poales; Poaceae
Product: UPF0496 protein 1
Exons: 2
Coding region: 749-1912 (387 amino acids)
Source: RefSeq, a predicted model, not a curated record
GGAGUUGCUUGCUUCACCCAGACAAACUCGUCGAUCCGGGCAAAAACACGCGCAGAUCGCUGUGCUAACCCUGCGCCUCGUCCUCGCGACGCGCUGGUUUUUGCGCCGCUGCAGCGCAUGCACCGCAUCCACAUACACGCGCGUCGCAUAGCGAUCGAUGGAGUGAGACGCAUCAGGUUGCUUCCGGCGACGGCCAUUGCCGCCUCCCUCCGCGCGCCGCCCUCCCAUGCCAUCCUUUCGUCAUGCGUACAAGCCAUCCCCACAUCAUCACCCUCGCCUCUCGCCUGACAACAGCAGCAGCCGCAGCGCGCAGCAACGCUCCACAAAACCACCACCAAAUCCUCCAUCCCGUAGCACGCGCCACCCCCGUCUCCUGCAUUCUUCGUCUUCCCCUUGCUUCUCCGUAACCUCGCGCUUUCUUGGCCGCUUCGCCCGCGACGCAACGGGGGUGGUGGCGGCCUCCGUUUCCUUGGAUAAAGCUCGGGGCUUUCCGCGCAAUCCAGUUCUUCAUUCUCUCUUCCGGUUCUGUUCUUGGUUCUUGGAAAGCCGGUAGAGAUUGUGAGUGUCUCGGGCCAAUCAAUGCUCGCUCGUUUUGAUCCAUCCUAGUUGCUGAGGCGUUUCGGGAUUUCGUCUUAGGACACUUCGUUUCCUGAUCUGUUGUGUACUUCCCCAAAAAAAUCCCAAUAUUGUUUUUCUUUUUUGAGUUCGUCUGGUUUGUGAGCGCCGCCUGCCUACUCCAGUUCCGGCAAUGGGGAACAACAGCAGCAGCGGCAGCACCAGGCCUCCCCGGCCGCCGAGCUCGGAGUCGGCUCUGCCGCCUGCGGCGGCGGCGGAGGAGCUGAGCUCGUACGAGGCGGCGUGCCGAUCCGACCCUGAGCUGCGCACGUUCGACACGACGCUGCAGCGGCGGACGAGCCGCGCCAUCUCGACGCUGGCGGUGGGCGUGGAGGUGCGCUCGCUGUCCCUCGAAUCCCUCCGCGAGGUCACCGGCUGCCUCCUCGACAUGAACCAGGAGGUGGUGCGCGUCAUCCUCGACUGCAAGAAGGACAUCUGGAAGAGCCCCGAGCUGUUCGACCUCGUCGAGGACUACUUCGAGAGCAGCCUCCACACCCUCGACUUCUGCACCGCCCUCGACAAGUGCCUCAAGCGCGCCCGCGACUCCCAGCUUCUCCUACAUGUCGCGCUCCAGCGGUUCGACGACGAGGAGGACAACGACGCCGGCGGCCAGGAGGACGACGCCGCCCCUUCAGCCCGGUACGCGCGCACGCUCCACGAGCUGCGCCAGUUCAAGGCGGCCGGGGACCCCUUCACCGAAGAGUUCUUUAGCGCCUUCCAGGCCGUGUACCGGCAGCAACUGACCAUGCUGGAGAAGCUGCAGCAGCGCAAGCACCGGCUCGACAAGAAGGUCAGAGCUAUCAAGGCGUGGCGCCGGGUGUCAAGCAUCAUCUUUGCGACCACCUUCGCGGCCGUGCUCAUCUGCUCGGUGGUUGCCGCGGCCAUCGCCGCUCCACCAGUCGCAGCGGCAUUGGCUGCUGCUGCUUCCAUUCCGGUGGGAUCUAUGGGGAAGUGGAUCGAUUCGCUACUGAAAGGGUAUCAGGACGCUCUCCGUGGACAGAAGGAGGUGGUGAGCGCAAUGCAGGUCGGGACGUUCAUUGCAAUCAAAGAUUUGGACAGUAUCAGGGUGCUCAUCAACCGGGUGGAGUUGGAGAUCAGCUCAAUGAUCGAUUGUGUUGAGUUUGCUGAGCGAGAUGAGGAGGCAGUCAAGUUUGGGGUUGAGGAGAUCAAGAAGAAAUUGGAGGUCUUCAUGAAGAGUGUGGAGGAUCUAGGAGAACAGGCAGACCGGUGUAGCCGAGAUAUUCGUCGGGCAAGGACCGUCGUGCUACAGAGAAUUAUCAGGCAACCAGCAUCCUAGCUGAAAGAAGAAAGGAGAGAGGAAGGAUGGAAGGAAUUCGGUGAUGGCGAUAGUGAUACACAUGAAAGGGUCUGUAAGACUGUAACCCAGACAAGCAAGCAACGAUGUGAUCAGUGGCCUAAAGCAACAAAUAAUGCUAUCAGAUUUCUGUGAGCCGUCACCAUUACUUUCUUUAUUUAUCACAUGUCCUGAUCUCUGUAGAUUAUCAGUGUGGCUGGCGUUCUUGUCUUCGUUUGAUCUUAUUUAUUACCUCACUUUAAUCUCCUCCGGGCCAUAUCUUCAAAAAUUUCA